AUGGGAUUGAGCCAAGCCUACAACGUCACUCGAGGUAUCGGUUUGGUGGCGAAAGCGGCGGAGAGCGACCACCCCAACAUGUCUGGCACCUUGCCCACCUCGUCUCUCCCUCCGUCGUCCUGCAGCAUCGACGAAUCCUACAAGUAUGUCUUCUUGCCCGUCUGCUACUCGCUGACCUUCCUCUUCAGCCUCACUCUCAACUCAGUGGUGCUGCUGCGCUCCUGCCGCCACCAUGGCGGCUGCUGUGGCGCUGGUGGUAGCAGUGGUGGUGGACGACGUUGGAACACCUCGCUGACCUACAUGGUGAACCUGGCCACCACCGACCUGAUGUAUGGCCUUUCACUGCCCUUUCUGGUGGCAAGCUACAUGAUGAGGGACAGCUGGGUGUUCGGGGACUUCAUGUGUCGCCUCGUACGCUUCCUCUUCUACUUCAACCUCUACUGCUCCAUCUUCUUCCUCACCUGCAUCUCCGUGCACAGGUACUUGGGGAUCUGCCAUCCGAUGAGGACCAUCACUUUGGAGAGCAAGCGGGUGGUGAAGGGGACCUGUGCAUUGGUGUGGGUGGUGGUUUUCAUUCUCACCUGCCCCAUCUUCCGGUUCGCCCAGACUGGAUACGUCAGGCGAGGAGGCGGCGUAGUUGCCGGGCCCGGAGGGGCAAGGGACGGCGGGAACAGGACUGGGGAACAGGACGGGGAGGGGUACAUGAACUGCUGGGACGACGCCAUCGAUAAGGAGUUUGCUGACUACGUCCCGUAUGGCAUCGUCCUCCACCUGUUGGGCUUCUUCGUGCCCUUCGUCAUCAUCGCCUGGUGCUACUCUCAGGUGGUCAGGACGAUAUUUCAGACCCUGCGCUCCCCUCCCAGCUCGAUAGAGGGCGGUGAGGACGGUCAGGUGGGGGAUUGGGCAACAGAAGGAGUUAGAGAGCGGGAAAGAACCUCAGUCUCCAUCUCUGGCUCACAGUACUCCCACUACAUCCGUCGGCGGCGGAAAUCCAUCAAAACCAUCGUAACCAUCACGCUGCUGUUUGCGCUCUGCUUCCUGCCGUUCCACGUAACCCGGACACUAUUCCUGCUCCUGCGGCGGGGGCAGCUCGGCGGCUGCAACGCCAUGAAGACCGUCUCCAUCUGCUACAAGGUAACCCGACCGUUAGCCUCCUGCAACGCCUGGCUCAAUGCCCUCCUCUACUUCCUGACGGGGGAUAAGGGCGCCCCCUGCUGCUGGCCAGUAGAACACACAGUCCGCCGGGACCGCCGGAAUGGCUCCCUCUGGUGGCCGCUGAAGAUCCUAAAGAAGGAGGGGGUGGGAGAGGACGAUCAGGAGGCGGCUGAGAAGGUUGAAAGAGAAGUGCACAUGGAGAAUGAGUCGAAGUCUUCGAGGGUAAUCUUCUAG
Messenger RNA from Xiphias gladius (swordfish), 1389 nucleotides. RefSeq names its product P2Y purinoceptor 3. Gene Ontology annotation, molecular function: oxysterol binding; G protein-coupled receptor activity. The record is from RefSeq and is a predicted model, not a curated record. Gene Ontology annotation, biological process: G protein-coupled receptor signaling pathway. The coding region runs from base 1 to 1389 and encodes 462 amino acids. The transcript is spliced from 2 exons. Gene Ontology annotation, cellular component: membrane. NCBI's taxonomy places the organism in Eukaryota, Metazoa, Chordata, Actinopteri, Istiophoriformes, Xiphiidae.